Molecule: messenger RNA, 1769 nt
Organism: Magnolia sinica
Lineage: Eukaryota; Viridiplantae; Streptophyta; Magnoliopsida; Magnoliales; Magnoliaceae
Product: enolase
Exons: 17
Coding region: 149-1411 (420 amino acids)
Biological process (GO): glycolytic process
Cellular component (GO): phosphopyruvate hydratase complex
Molecular function (GO): phosphopyruvate hydratase activity; magnesium ion binding
Source: RefSeq, a predicted model, not a curated record
AACCGACGGUUUCUAAAACGCCACGUCAGCAGCUCUGCCACUACAAAUAGGCAAUGCGCUAAGACCUCAUUUGCUACUCUUAAAACCUGACAAGGAGGCGUAUAUCACACCCUCUCUCAUUUCUUACCCGAUCUCAACCGAAGACACGAUGGCCACGAUCCAGUCCGUCAAAGCAAGGCAGAUCUUCGACAGCCGCGGGAAUCCAACAGUCGAGGUGGAUAUUACUCUAUCAGAUGGUACAUUGUCUAGAGCUGCAGUUCCAAGCGGCGCAUCAACGGGAAUUUAUGAAGCUCUGGAAUUGCGAGAUGGAGGGGCAGAUUAUCUCGGAAAAGGUGUAUCAAAGGCUGUAGCAAAUGUCAAUUCGAUCAUCGGACCUGCAUUGAUUGGAAAGGAUCCAACAGAGCAGACUAGUAUCGAUAACUUCAUGGUGCAACAACUUGAUGGAACUGUAAAUGAGUGGGGUUGGUGCAAACAAAAGCUGGGUGCAAAUGCUAUACUAGCAGUGUCUCUUGCUGUAUGCAAAGCAGGGGCUAGUGUAAAGAAGAUCCCCCUUUACAAGCAUAUCGCCAACCUUGCCGGUAACAAAACCUUGGUGCUGCCAGUUCCAGCUUUCAAUGUCAUCAACGGAGGUUCUCAUGCAGGAAACAAACUUGCAAUGCAGGAGUUCAUGAUCCUUCCCGUAGGAGCUUCCUCUUUCAAAGAGGCAAUGAAGAUGGGUGUGGAAGUAUAUCAUCAUUUGAAGGCUGUGAUAAAGAAGAAAUAUGGUCAAGAUGCAACCAAUGUCGGCGAUGAAGGCGGCUUUGCUCCUAAUAUUCAGGAGAAUAAAGAAGGCCUUGAGUUGCUCAAGACUGCCAUUGCCAAAGCAGGCUAUACAGGAAAAGUUGUUAUUGGAAUGGAUGUUGCUGCUUCUGAAUUUUAUGGCUCUGAUAAAACCUAUGAUCUGAACUUCAAAGAAGAGAAAAAUGACGGGUCGCAGAAGAUAUCAGGAAAUGCUUUAAAAGAUCUCUACAAAUCAUUUGUGGCUGAGUAUCCAAUUGUAUCAAUAGAAGACCCGUUUGAUCAAGAUGACUGGGAGCAUUACUCCAAGUUAACCUGUGAGAUUGGGGACAAAGUACAGAUAGUGGGGGAUGACCUAUUGGUCACCAACCCAAAGCGUGUUGAGAAGGCAAUCAAUGAGAAGACAUGCAAUGCCCUUCUGCUCAAGGUUAAUCAAAUUGGAUCUGUGACUGAGAGCAUUGAAGCUGUGAAAAUGUCCAAACGUGCCGGAUGGGGAGUUAUGGCCAGCCAUCGCAGUGGUGAGACUGAGGACACUUUCAUCGCUGAUCUUUCUGUUGGUUUGGCCACGGGCCAGAUUAAGACUGGAGCUCCAUGCAGGUCAGAGCGGCUUGCGAAGUAUAAUCAGUUUGUGUGAAAGAUCUCAGUCGUUCAUUUAAUCACAAGGCCCACCAUUUGUCUGCAAUGGUGACGAAGUAGGCUGCUCUAGUCAUCCAGUGGUUUAUACAUGUGCAGAAAAUGGACAGUUAAAACAAAUCCCCAACAGUCCACACUCAACAUGAAAUACAGGCUACCUGAUAGCUGGACCGACAUGAUUUUCUAUUUUUUGAUGCAUGGUGGGUCCACCUGACAAGCAACCCAUCUCUCAUACAUGGGGAAAGUACGGUUUAGAAUCCUUCUCCAUUAAUUGGAGAUUCUGGAAGCCUAUGGAGGACUUGCAGACCACAUAUACCCACUUUGUUUUGCAGUCCUGGUGGGCCACAUGCAAAACACUG